AUGAGUGCGUUAUAAAACCUUUUUAAGGCCUCUAAGUAGGGUGGUAAAUAGAUGUUAAUACCACAAUAAAUGAAUAAGAUAUUAAACAUAACUUAAAGGAAAUAGGGACAUCUUAAUUCUUGCAUGUAGACUGAAAUUUAGGAUUCUCCUUAUUUGUAUAAUGUUUAGGAGAAAAUAGAAGGUGAUUAAAACUAAAAUAAUCUAUAUUCUGAAGAAGAGGUAAAGUAAGAGUCUCCAAAAAAGAAACUUAAAACUGAAACAAUGGAAUCUAUAGACUUUGGAGGAUUGUCUUUAAAUACCUGUUUAAGUCAAUAAUGUGUUGAAUUUGGAACCUCAGACUCUUCAUAAUAUCAGCCUAAUGAUUAAUAUUUCAUUUUGCCAGAAUAAUCGUCUUGA
Molecule: messenger RNA, 396 nt
Organism: Paramecium tetraurelia
Lineage: Eukaryota; Ciliophora; Oligohymenophorea; Peniculida; Parameciidae
Exons: 1
Source: RefSeq, a predicted model, not a curated record